UGUUGCCCCAAAAUCUUUGAGUGCAUGCCUGGGUAUUCAAAAACAAUAUCUUCCAAGAAAGUUCAUGUGGAAUAUUUUGAACAAGUAUGACAAAGGAAUGCAUAGGUUCCAUCGAGCACAGCAUUAAAAUCAGGAAUAAAAAGGUCUGAAAGCAAUGUUUUGAGCUUAGAGAAGAAGUAUACAACAUAUUGAAGAAGUAGAGACAAGAAUCUCUGAAAAAGGAAGGGUAAUGCCUACUCUGAUCAAAUCUGCAGAGUCGGAAGUCAGGAAGAUGCUCAAAAGAAUGAAAAAUUAUGAACGCAUUAAUCUGAAAGAAGCAAAGACAAUGAAAAAAAAAGAUGAAAGAGUGGAGGCUAAAGCAUUUCUGGAGAAUGAGAUGCUGAUAGAUGUGGCCCAUAUGAGGAAACUGCAAAAAAAAUUUCAUACAAACAUCGCGAACCUGAGAUGGUGGAGAUGCCCAACUUCCAAUAAAAUAGGUGCUAAUAAAUUUUGGCCAUAAUUUAGAGAGGAUAUUUGUUGGUGCUCUCGUUCCUACCAAAAAUGCAGCUUCGAAACAUCAGAUUCUUUUUCUGAGUCUCAACCACACACUGCAGCAUUACUGGUGAUGUUAACAGUGUCCACAGGGCUUGAAAGAUGGUGGUGUAGAGUCUAAGUUAGGGGGGAGACUUCAGCCGAGAUUUGAAAAUCAGUGAUUUCUAUUGUUGAAUGGCUUCUGAACUUCCAUAGACCAUGGAAGAUCUUAUAACUUUCCAGAUUUCAGCCUCCUCUCCAGCUAGUCGCCGUUGCCAAAAGACACUGCCAGGCCUUUACCAACAGCACCAAAGGCUCCAACCUUGUUCCGGUGGAGGUUCAAUGGCUGCUGACAGCUUCUCUUCGCCAUCUGGAAGCUGAGAUUUGCCCUCGUUCCUGGAAUUUCCAAGGCUUUGGCUCAGGUCUGAGGGAGGUGGAGACUGCCUAGACUGAACUGAAAGUGUGGGUUUGACUGGUUUAGAGGAGCCUUGACGGUUUCGGAUGUUGGCUAGGAGGAGUUUCAGAGGAAGUAUCAGCUACGAUAAGUAAAACUUAUUAUUAUAUUCUUCAGAGGUUCGGUCAUUUAACCUCUCUAU
Messenger RNA from Moneuplotes crassus, 1106 nucleotides. The record is from the annotation of a GenBank genome assembly. Lineage: Eukaryota; Ciliophora; Spirotrichea; Euplotida; Euplotidae.